Messenger RNA from Engraulis encrasicolus (European anchovy), 846 nucleotides. It is a transcript of the gene snu13b, whose product is annotated as SNU13 homolog, small nuclear ribonucleoprotein b (U4/U6.U5). Gene Ontology annotation, molecular function: RNA binding. The transcript is spliced from 3 exons. The record is from RefSeq and is a predicted model, not a curated record. Bases 254 to 640 code for a protein of 128 amino acids. Lineage: Eukaryota; Metazoa; Chordata; Actinopteri; Clupeiformes; Engraulidae. Gene Ontology annotation, cellular component: small-subunit processome; cytosolic large ribosomal subunit; nucleolus. Gene Ontology annotation, biological process: maturation of LSU-rRNA; maturation of SSU-rRNA; ribosome biogenesis.
CGGCAAAUCCAUUAUAAGCAUGCGCACAAAAAUUCAAUGCAACACACGUGUUUGCGUCCAGUGUACCGAAGGGAUCCAACGCGCUAUCUGGAAGUAUUUUAAGAAUAUAAGCAACAAUUUUAGUCUUUCUGAAGUUAAUCCUUACGCUACAGUUUCAUAAAAUAUCCUCCGUGAAGCAUUCGCCGAGAGGGCCACAAGUAUUCAACGGGCUUCCUCAAUUUUGUUCAACUACUUGCUCACAAAAGCUACAAUCAUGACUGAGGCAGAUGUGAAUCCUAAAGCCUACCCUCUGGCAGAUGCCACUCUGUCCAAAACCAUUCUGGACCUCGUGCAGCAAGCGUCCAACUACAAACAGCUGAGAAAAGGAGCCAACGAAGCUACCAAGACGUUGAACCGCGGAAUCUCCGAAUUCAUCGUCAUGGCGGCUGACGCUGAACCACUGGAGAUCAUCCUCCAUCUGCCGCUGCUCUGCGAGGACAAGAAUGUCCCCUAUGUGUUUGUGAGGUCCAAGCAGGCUCUUGGGCGAGCAUGUGGGGUCUCCAGACCCGUCAUAGCCACCUCGGUGACCAUCAAGGAAGGAUCCCAACUGAAGCCGCAGAUCCAAUCUGUUCAAAUGGCCAUUGAGAGACUUUUGGUAUAAAAAGUGAACUUGGCCAGUUUUCUCCAAUUGCUGAGAUGUCAGCAUGUUUUUUUAUUUGUUUUGUUUUGAUCGCAUACAGUGAAUGACCUCUUUGUAUAUAUAUUUUUUAAAAGUGCAUGUCCAAUGAGUUCACUGUAAACACAAUUAUGAUGGCACAGGAGUGCGAAAAAUAAACGUUUGGUGUAGUUUUAUGUACACCAUCAUAA